AUGAUGUCAACCUCGUCUCCUAAACGUUCUCUACUCGAGACUGACAGCCUACUAUGUGCACCCGGAACGUUACACGAAAUGGAAAAACGACUGAUAGAUGGAAGGUUACAACGCGUGUAUCGCAAUUUGUGGCCUUCUAUUCGAGACUUCUGGCUAUCCUCCGUCUCGCAACAUGGCUCGGAGACUUAUAUUGUCGAGCCUGGACGGCAACGAAUGACGUAUCAGCAGGUUCAUGAGCAGGCAAUAAAGACUGCCAAUUUAUUCUAUCUUGUGUAUGGUAUCAGAAAGGGGGACAGGAUCGGUAUUUGUUGUAGAAAUUGCACGGAAUACCUUGUUGUCUUCUGGGCUAGCCAGCUUCUCGGCGCCGUCGUGGUCAAUGUGAAUGCGUAUGUGAAUCCCUUUCCUCCCGAACUCCUUGAGCCUAACAAAGGGUUCAGAUGGCUUCCCGUCGAGCCACUAGCCUUCUGCGUGACACACACAGAGUGCAAACUUCUCCUGCUGGACGUGGAACGAGCCGACAGACUGUCGUCCUCAGCCACUAUCUUGAACAGCCGUUACCUUACCGGCGUCCUCGUAAUCACAGUCAAUGAACAGGAGGGUCAGAGGAAGUGGAAAGGCAUGGAGAAUUUUCACUCCGCCUUACGCGACCACUUGACCACUACUGCAAACCCAAUACCCGCCGUGGAUCUCGAACCAGAAGACAAUGCCGUCAUAAUGUUCACUUCAGGUACCACUGGUCUUCCCAAAGGAGUUCUUAGCACGCAACGCCAGUUUCUCACCAACGUCCUUAAUACGUUAGUCGGCACUCGUAGAGCAGCAUUACGCCGCGGCGAAGAUCUCGCCCCCGUGCAGAACGCUGGUCCUCAGAAGGGCGCACUAGUCGCCGUUCCGUUGUUUCAUGUCACCGGCCUUACGAGCUACACUAUGAUGUCCACUAUGCUCGGAUACAAGGUAAUUCUCAUGCGCAAGUGGAUACCAGAAGAAGCUUCAAGGCUUAUUUCAGAGGAGAAUGUCAGCGUCGCUGGAGGUGUUCCAGCCAUGGUUCAAGACAUUAUGGACUCCCAUCUCAAGGGGUCCCCACUUGAAGGCCUAUUUUUCGGAGGAUGCCCUGCACCGAAUGUCCUCGUCGAAACCGCUCAAAGAGUAUUCCCGAACACCCGAUUGAGCCAAGCAUAUGGCUUAACCGAAACUAACUCUAUCGCUGUCGCGAUUGCCGGUGAUGAUUACAUUGCAAGACCUACGAGCACCGGCGGAGCUUGUCCGGUCAAUGACAUGGUCAUCAUGUCCGGUAACGUAGAAGCCCCUCCCGGGACCGUCGGCGAAAUAUGGCUGCGUGGUCCAAACAUUAUGAAGGGAUAUUGGCGUGAUCCUGAGGCAACAAGUAAAGUCUUGACUUCGGACGGCUGGUUGAAGACCGGAGACAUCGGCAUAAUAGAUGAGGAAGGAUUUUUACAUGUCAAGGACAGAAUAAAAGACAUAAUAAUCCGAGGCGGGGAGAACAUUGCUUCUGUAGCAGUCGAGAAUGCUCUCUACACGGAUACGAGAAUCAUGGAAGCAGCCGCGGUAGGUGUACCUGAUCCCCGUUUGGGUGAACUCGUCGCGGCAGUCGUCUCUGUAAAGCCCUCCUUCCGCGGAACGGUGAACGAAAAUAGUUUAAUAGAAGUUGCACGGAAACAUUUACCUAGGUUCGCGGUCCCGGUCAUGAUUGUCGUAUCUGACAAGCCAUUUGAAUUGACUCCCUCGGGGAAAAUAAUGAAGGAACCUUUGCGAAAACUUGCACGACGGUAUUGGGAGGAACGUGUGCGUAGCAUGAACGAGGAUAAGGUUGUCGCAAAUCUAUAA
This is a messenger RNA of Marasmius oreades (fairy-ring Marasmius), 1842 nucleotides long. RefSeq lists its product as uncharacterized. The transcript is spliced from 18 exons. Bases 1 to 1842 code for a protein of 613 amino acids. Gene Ontology annotation, biological process: fatty acid metabolic process. Lineage: Eukaryota; Fungi; Basidiomycota; Agaricomycetes; Agaricales; Marasmiaceae. Gene Ontology annotation, molecular function: medium-chain fatty acid-CoA ligase activity. The record is from RefSeq and is a predicted model, not a curated record.